AAUAAACAAAAAAUAAUAAUAAUACGUUCCUUAAAAAAAAAUGUUUAAAUUAUUUUGGUUUUUAGUUAUAACAACAAUAGUAGUGAAAAAAGCAGAAAGUCAAAUUGGCUUUACAUCAAUACCCUGUACACAACGUAAUCCGAAAAUAGUCGGUGGUCUAGAGGCAGAACGUCAUGAAAUGCCCUAUAUGGUAAGUUUAACACGACGUGGUGGACAUUUUUGUGGAGCAACUAUAAUACACGAAAAAUGGAUAGUAACAGCGGGUCAUUGCAUCUGCAAUGGACUGAAUAAAUUUCUGAAAGCAUCACAAAUCCAAGGUGUAAUGGGGCUGCAUAGUAUAUCACAAUAUUUGAAUGGCAUCGAUAAUGAACGUGAUGGAGAGGCACCCAUUAAGGUGAACUUUCAAAGUAUUGUACCGCAUCCCAACUAUAAAUGUACAAAUACAAUAAAUGAUAUUGCUUUAAUGGAAUUGAUACAACCCUUACGAUUUUCCCGCCACAUACAACCGAGUUGUUUGUCUUCGGCUGCUAGUUUGAGAAAUCAUGAAAAUGAAUUGGCUACCGUUUCGGGUUGGGGUUGGACUGAAGAGGAUCAAGGCGUAGGCGAUCGUGCCGAUAUUUUACGUAAAGCUGCCGUAAGAGUUUGGAAUAAUAAUGCUUGCGAAAGAUCAUAUCAGCUAAAUGGUAGACCUAAUAGCAUUAUCUCCGAUACACAAAUGUGUGCGGGUUAUGAAAAUGGCGGCAUUGAUUCAUGUUGGGCGGAUUCUGGCGGCCCUUUAAUGUCCAAAGAAAAUUUUCUUAUUGGUGUUGUUUCUACCGGUAUUGGUUGUGCUCGCCCUGGUCUACCCGGCAUCUAUACACGUGUUAGUAAAUAUGUUUCUUGGAUGGAGUCUGUGAUAUUUCAACGUAAUUGAUGUGUUUUUUAUAUAAUUUGAAUGUUAACUGUGAUAUUUGUUAGAUGUUUAAAUAGUAGUUUUUAAUAACUUAGUUUUAAGUUCAUAAUGUUUAUGAAAAAUUGUUAUAAAUAAAUGUUAUUGAA
Molecule: messenger RNA, 1038 nt
Organism: Lucilia cuprina (Australian sheep blowfly)
Lineage: Eukaryota; Metazoa; Arthropoda; Insecta; Diptera; Calliphoridae
Product: transmembrane protease serine 9
Exons: 4
Coding region: 41-913 (290 amino acids)
Biological process (GO): proteolysis
Molecular function (GO): serine-type endopeptidase activity
Source: RefSeq, a predicted model, not a curated record